Molecule: messenger RNA, 927 nt
Organism: Truncatella angustata
Lineage: Eukaryota; Fungi; Ascomycota; Sordariomycetes; Amphisphaeriales; Sporocadaceae
Exons: 1
Coding region: 1-927 (308 amino acids)
Biological process (GO): DNA-templated transcription initiation
Cellular component (GO): RNA polymerase I complex
Source: RefSeq, a predicted model, not a curated record
AUGGAGAUUGACAACUCCUCAGCGAAGCAUUCCCACCAGCCGUUCGGCAAACUGCCCGAACAGCCAUACCCGUUCUUCACACAGCAAGUGUCGCAAUACUUGCCUUUAUAUCCGCUUGGCAUGAUCGACCCGCUCGAUGGCUACGCCGAUCAACAUCUCAAGCCUUUGUUGAAUCACUACGUGCCAGCAUUCGAGGGCGUACUUCUGGGCUACCAUAAUGUCCAGAUUGGCGAGGCACCGGGCAAGGGCUCAUUGACCGAAAAGAGCGAGAACUCGGACGAAGCUGUGCUCGAAUCAAUAGACGAAUAUGCCGUGAGCUUUGGCUGGUUGACAGCCAAGCUUGAUCUCUUCAAGCCGUCAAGGGGCGCGUGGAUGGAAGGGUCGGUCAACAUGCAGACCGAGGGACAUUUGGGUGUGGUGUGCUGGGGUAUGUUCAAUGCGUCCAUUGAGGCUGGACGACUUCCUAAUGGCUGGCGCUGGGUGAGCCUUCUCGGCAGUUCGAGGUCGAAAGGGAUUUCCGAGGAAGCCAAGUUGCCGACUCCUGAACCUGCCGAGGAUGACGGGCAAGAUGCUACGGCGCAAUUACACACCACUGGCUACUGGGUAGACGAUGAUAAUCAGCGGGUCAAGGGAUCAGUACGAUUUCAGAUCAAGAAUUUCGAGGUUGGCGUGAGUGGAGACUACGGCUAUCUCAGCAUCGAAGGAACCAUGCUUGACGCCAGGGCCGAGAAGCAGAGGUCGACCGAUGAGCUGGAGAAGUUGCGCAGAUGGAAACUCCGAAACGGUGCUUCGAGAAAGGAACAAAAGCGAUUGCCAGACUUUGCCAUGACCAAGUUUGGUAUGGAUGAGGAGGAGGAACUAGAGGACGAGUCGAAGCGAGCUGAAGUAUGGAAGGGAAGUAGACCUGCUAGCGAGACAGCCGAGUGA